AUGCUUUUGAAGAUUGACCCAAAACCUUUUGCACUGAACAUACAAGUCAACACUCCCACAUCAGAAUCCACGGAAGAAGAAAGCAACGAGUUCUACGCAGAAAUCUCCGAACUACUGAAACAUACGAAAUCCCAUGAGUUGAAUCUCAUCAUUGGAGACUUUAAUUCCAAAGUAGGAUCAGGUGCGGUGGAGGGAAUAGUUGGUGAGCAUGGUCUUAGAAUAAGGAACAACAGGGGUGACAAACUCAUUCAAUUCUGCCAACAAGAAAACUUCAAAAUAACGAACACAUGGUUUGGCUACAUCCGAGAAGGCUCUAAACUUGGAAGUGAUAUCAAGAUGGUAAAGCUGGUGCUUAAAAAAAGGUUUGAGUGGUGGUUCUUCAAAAACAAAUGCAAAGAUAUGUCUGAGCAAAAAAAUAUAAGUAGAUACAUAAAAGCGGCUUGCAUAGUGGCACUAGUUUGUUUCCUUGUUUAUGUGUUUAUACUACCAGGUAGUAAAACUAAAAACGAUAAGCAAAUUUUGCGAAAAAUACAACCCGAUUACUCAGAAAUCAAUUACUCGGAUUUCAUGAAUCACUCGCUAAUAAGCGAUGUGGAUUGGACAAAUGAGGAUAUAGAAAAUGAUAUAGAUGAAAUUAAUAAUAGCAUUCCGGAUAACUUUAUAAGUGAUUAUGUGACACUAACAAAAGUAGAUAAUGUCGGUUUGAAUGCAGAUGAUAUGUUGUAUGAAUCGAAACGGAAACAUAAUAAUAAUAAAAAUUUAAAAACAAAAGAUUACUAUUCUGCAUUUAGCAAAACGGGCACAUUUCGAAGCAAAUCUAGUCAGAUUUGGGAUCCACAUCCCGAAUAUAUAUUUAAUGCAUUUGGUCGUAAAUUUCACAUGCUUUUACAUCAGGAUACCUCUUUUAUUCCUCCGAAAACAUUUAGAGUAAUACGUAUUUUAAAUAAUAGAACUGAAGAAGAAGAAGAAGGAGAGGAGCAUUAUCUUGGCUGCUACUAUAAAGGUGUUAUACAAGAUGACAUCCAAUCAACAGUGGCUGUUUCAUUGUGCCAUGGCAUGACUGGUUACAUAAAAACAAGUUUUGGUACGUUACUGAUUCAACCGGUCAACCAAACGAAUGACGAUUCGGCAGACAUUGUACACAAAGUGUGGCGACAUUCAAGUCGGAACGGUAGACAUGCUGUCUCCGGUAAUCUUGACAUGGAUUUAGGAGUGUUAGAGCAACACAUUAACAAAACGCGGUUACGCAAAAAACGAAACUAUGUUGAUCGAAACUUAUUUACAAUGGAAGUAUUAAUUGCAGUUGAUCGCUCUAUGAACGAGUUCCACAAAGAAGACUUACAUUCAUAUAUUUUAACCUUAAUAUCAAUAGUAUCUAAUAUAUUUUCGGAUGCAAGUAUAGGUAAUUCCAUUUACAUAUCAGUUGCCAAGAUUCUGAUAAUACAAGAUGAUUUGAUGAGAAUGAAAACUACUUCUGCUUCUGCGUUGCUAAAGAGCUUUUGUCAUUUCCUUUCAAACGGCAAAUAUCAUUACGAUACAGCAAUGCUAAUAACCCGAAAUCAGAUAUGUCGCAAUGAACGUGCAGCGAUGUGUGACACCCUGGGUUUAGCUGAGUUGGGUACUGUUUGUAAGCGGCACUCCUGCUCAAUUGUACAGGACAAUGGAUUACCAGCUGCUUUUACCAUUGCACAUGAACUAGGUCAUAUUUUAAAUAUGCCGCAUGAUGAUGACGAUCGUUGCAAAAUGUUUAAUAAGCUGGGAACAAAAAGAAAGCAUAUUAUGUCAAGUGUGAUGGGUAAAGAUAUUCACCCUUGGUCCUGGUCGGAUUGUUCACGUUAUUAUGUAUCAGAAUUUCUAGAAAAAGAAGAUACAUCAUGUUUAGAGGAUACACGUACCGUAUCAAUUAAAAAUUACAACACCAAAUUACCUGGUGAGAUAUAUUCAUUGGAUCAGCAAUGUCAGUUAAUAGACGGCAGAGACUAUGUAUUUACAAAUAGAGGAGAUGAAUGCAAGCAAUUGUGGUGCAUCUUUAAAGGGAGUUAUUAUUCAAGUAAUUUACCAUGGGCUGAUGGUACUCCGUGCCGAAACAAUCGUUAUUGGUGCCAAAAAGGUGAAUGCGUUUCUCGUGAGGGAAAUACGCUACAAGUUGUUAAUGGAGGAUGGGGUCAUUGGAGUUCAUUUACACCAUGUAGUUUAACAUGUGGAGGGGGAGUGCAAGAAUCUCAACGUGAGUGCAAUAAUCCACUUCCCAGAAAUGGGGGGAAGUAUUGCGCCGGUAGUCGUAAAAAGUACCGCUCAUGUAAUGCACAAAGUUGUCCUCCCGGUUCUAUGGACUCACGAGAACAGCAAUGUUACGAUAUGAAUGGACGAGAUUUGAGUAUCAAAGGUGUUAGAACACCAGCAAAAUGGAUACCCAAAUAUGGGCUUUCUUUAAAGGAUAAAUGCAAACUGUUUUGCCGUCUCGAAGACAAUAGUGCAUACUUUCAACUUUCUGAUAAGGUAAAAGACGGAACAACAUGUUCCUUUGACAGUUUUGAUAAGUGUGUAAAUGGCAUUUGCCGUCCAGCAGGUUGCGACAAUGAACUUAAUUCGCUCGCCAAACUAGAUAAAUGUGGCGUAUGUGAAGGAAAUAAUGAUACAUGUGAGGAUUAUACCGGAAAUUUUUAUGUGUCUGAUCUGCAUAAACUACAACCAAAAAAAAAUUCACAUUUUUAUUAUGUCACAACAAUACCA
Messenger RNA from Teleopsis dalmanni, 2733 nucleotides. RefSeq names its product A disintegrin and metalloproteinase with thrombospondin motifs 9-like. Lineage: Eukaryota; Metazoa; Arthropoda; Insecta; Diptera; Diopsidae. Gene Ontology annotation, cellular component: extracellular matrix. The transcript is spliced from 12 exons. Gene Ontology annotation, molecular function: metalloendopeptidase activity. Gene Ontology annotation, biological process: proteolysis; extracellular matrix organization. The annotation marks the transcript as partial. The record is from RefSeq and is a predicted model, not a curated record.